Cladophialophora immunda is the source of this 2595-nucleotide messenger RNA. RefSeq lists its product as uncharacterized. The transcript has 5 exons. Gene Ontology annotation, cellular component: nuclear cap binding complex; nucleus. NCBI's taxonomy places the organism in Eukaryota, Fungi, Ascomycota, Eurotiomycetes, Chaetothyriales, Herpotrichiellaceae. Gene Ontology annotation, biological process: nuclear-transcribed mRNA catabolic process, nonsense-mediated decay; mRNA export from nucleus. Gene Ontology annotation, molecular function: mRNA binding; RNA cap binding. The coding region runs from base 1 to 2595 and encodes 864 amino acids. The record is from RefSeq and is a predicted model, not a curated record.
AUGACCGGCGACGAAGAGGCGGCGGCGGUGGUGGUGGAGGAGGAGGAGGAGGAGGAGGAGGCCAUUUCAACAACCGCAAACGAAGAUACAGAGGUGGUUUAUUUUAGUACUGUCCGAUGGCCCUUCCAUUCUGACGAUGUCGCAGAGGACGAUUACGAAGAUCGCCGUCCCCAGCGCCGUCGCUACGAGGAGCCGGUCGCGCUGACUAUACGCAAACAAGUCCUGUCCAUCGCAGAAAGUCCUGUUCGGAGAGCGGAAGACGAAGUCGCAACUAUCGCAAAGACUCUUGCGGAGAACUAUUUUGAUACUGAUCUCACUUCGGGUUUCCUAGAUCUCGUCGUGCAACUCCCGGUCGAACAACCCCUGAAGACUCCGUUCGUUGCGGCCAUUUUGCUUUUGUCAAAUGUCCAGAAACCCGAAUUUACAUCCGAGGUGUUGGUCAAAGUCGGAGAAGCCUUACAAAAGCAACUGAACAAUGGGGCCUGGCGAGAAGUUAAACUAUACCUGCGGCUUCUAGGAUGCCUUCAGGGCAUGUUUGAGGGAGAUGGCAUCUUUCCCUUACUUGAAGAGCUCUUCUCCCGCGCAGCCGACCUACAAAUGAAGUCGUCUGAAGACUCUCUGGGUCUCGAGCUCGUCAAAGUCAUCUUAAUGACGCUUCCUUACGCCAUGGCUUCCUCGGCAACGGGUUUCGAGACUCAGGCCAUUGCACUGCUGGAGAAGACGGAUAUCAUUGCUUCGACUGCCCACCCCCUGGAAUCGCUGGUCGAUCCAUUUCCGAGUCGCGAAGCCGGGGCACCAACUGGUUCAGAGAGCGCACUUGCGCUUCUCCAAAGACAUAUGCAAGAUGAGGCCAAGAACUCUUGGGAGUUGGCCUGCCUACCUCGCCCAUGGAAAGGAAACCGCGCCCCUGAAGAGGAGGAUCCGUUGGAUGGGGCACAAAAACACCCAUUCCCUAGCGUGACUGUCCCAGGAACUGUUAAGAACGGCCCUCGACCACUUUUCCCGGAGAUUUACUUCUCCGUCUAUCGCGAACAAGAUAUCGAGACGGUCCCUCCUGUGGCUGAUCCCGCUGCAUUACUUAUUCGAGACGCCCUAUCCGAUACCAUCAACGUCCUCGAUUUCAAUCGAGCGGUAGCCGCCAAAUUUCUGAUCGAUGUCGAUUGUUAUUUUGCUCCAGACACUUUCGUGAAGAGGGCCACACCAUUUGACAAGUUGCGAGAGGUCGCCGGGGACAAAGCAACCUGGAAACCGGAGGAUGUUGUUGUGGAUGCGGCAUUUUCACAACUGCUGCAAUUGCCAGCUCCCGAGCAUAAAUUGGUGUACUAUCACUCGGUGCUGACCGAAGCAUGCAAGCUCGCUCCUGCCGCUGUUGCGCCUAGUUUGGGACGGGCAAUCCGCUUCUUGUACAGGAACGUGGAUAAAAUGGAUCUGGAACUCUCUCAACGCUUCUUGGAUUGGUUUGCCCAUCAUCUCAGCAAUUUUGGUUUCACAUGGAAAUGGACUGAAUGGGUCGAUGAUGUCAAUCUGCCUCACGUUCACCCGAGAAAAGCUUUCAUUAUCGAUGCUUUGGACAAAGAAAUUCGACUGAGCUUUUCGAAGCGCAUCAAGGGCACGCUGCCAGAACCCUAUCAAGCCCUAAUCUCGGAGGCCAAAGAAAAGGACGUGCCUGAUUUCAAAUUCGACAAUGAAUCGACACCCUUUGCUGCUGAAGGAAAAGAAGUUGCCCAGAUGAUACGACACAAAGCGGUCAGCGAGGAAUUUGGUCCGAUUCUAGAGAAGGUUGAGCAAGAAGCUACUGCUUCAGGAUUGUCCGAACCUACCCUUGCCUCUGCAGAUGUCUUUGUCACUUCGAUGUGUUGGAUUGGGUCCAAAUCGCUGUCUCACGCUUUGGCCUGCAUUGAACGGUGCAAGGAGCGUCUACUGGCUAUAAGCGCUUCCAGUCCCGCCUGCAGAAAGCAAAUCAUCACUUCUGUGAUGGAUUACUGGCAAGAUCAACGUGGCAUUGGACUCAUAUUGGUCGACAAAUUACUCAACUACCAGAUCUUGACGCCCGACAGCGUCGUUGAAUGGGCUCUUAUCGACCAUGUCUCGCGCGGCACGCUCCUCGCCACCACAUGGUGCUACGAACUGGUCAGCAACACAACUCGCAAAGUCGCAGGUCGAGUUCGAAGCAUUGUGGCCGCAAUUCGCUCGCCUGGUCUUGCGGAAGAACAGCGGUUAGAACUCCAGCAAACAUUAAACCGUGAACUUGAGGGUAUGAAGUCGCUUUUCGCCGCGAUUGAAGAUGCGGUUGUAAGCAUCAGGGACGGGAAUCAAGAUGAAAUGAUGGAGAGCUCUGAUGCGUUACGCGCCGAAGAAGAGGAGCUCUUGAAGUCUUGGGGAGGGCGAUGGGCGAGGGUCUUCCAACGGAAGUACGCGGUCGAAGAGAGUUGGGUAAGGGAGGAGUUGGCGAAGCCACUGCCGGUGGUGGAAGAGAAGCCUGCAGAGGACGAGGCCAUGAAGAUCGAUGACAACAACGGCGGAGUGAAUGGUGUUGGGGCGGUGGCAGGGACUGGAGAGAAUGGCGAUGCCGACACGGCCGAUAGGAUUGAAUAG